ACAAGAAAGAAAACCCUAGGUCAUUGUUUCAGUUUCAUUCUUUUUUUUGUCCGUUCCAUUCUCUCGUCUUCUUCGUUUCGGCAAUCAAAAUCACCCGUUGAAAGCACGGAAGUCUCCUCCUCUUACAAUUCUCUUUCAUUCUCGCACAGGGUUACCAGACAUAUUCUUCCUCCAUCUCGCUGGGAGUUUGUGAAGAGGAAGAAGUUUCUUAUUUCCAUAGCAUCCCACCAUCGGCUGAAAAGAGAUUGGAAUAACCACAGUUGGUCGCUCACUGAACGGCACUAGAGACAAAAGUCCUAUUCACGGUGUUAUCAGUAGCGACGCUGGCACGGCGCAUCGGCUAAUCACAAGAACUGAGGAAUCGAAGGACGAACGACUACUCACGGGGAAAGGUUUUCAAACAAUCUGCUUCCGAAAUCUGAAAGAUCAGCAAGAGCCUUGCAGGGCUAACUCCAGUGCGCUUUGCAAGAAAUGGAUCCUGGACGCUAUGUACUCCAGCAAGGAUGGGAUAAUAACAGCGCUUUGGAGGGGUAUGGUGCAGUGCAUGAGCCAGAUUACCGGGUUGGUGGUUCAUAUGAUGGUAGAAGGUUUUUAGAUGAGGGGUUCUCAAGGGAUAGUAUCUAUCCAAGGGAAACCUUCCACCGGGACAUACUUGAGAGGGAUAGUUAUCCACCACCACCAUCUGUUGCUGGUGCUUGGCCUCAACCAAGAAGGAGAAACUUUGAUGAAGAAUAUGCACUCAUUAGGGAAUCUAGAAGACAUGAGAAGCCAUACCUUGAUUCUUUUCAUGGGAUCGACAAUCUUCGUGAAGCUGACAAUUAUCGUGAGCUGGAUAAAUAUCAAGAAGUUGAUAAGUUUCGUGACAACUAUCGCAGUAUUGAUACCUACCGUGAUGUUGAUGGCUAUCGUGAUUAUGGGUAUGAUAGACCUUUUAGGUUUGGAGGACGUGAUCGUGAUGAUUUUCCAAUUGAUGAUUAUGAUUUCAGGCACCGUAGUUCCCACCCAAGUAGAGAGGAAAGCCGUGAGAGAGAUUAUGACUAUGGGCGGUAUAGUUAUGAUUCUGACUAUGAAAGGAGUAGCAGGAGGGACAGUAGUUGGAGAAGGCGUGACUCCCGUGACCGUGACCGUGACAAGAGAGGUCUGAGUCGUGAAAGGGAUCAGAGUCCACAUAGAAGGCAUGAGCGCUCUCGGUCUCGGGGGCGUGAUGAACGGCCUAGAUCAAGGUCUCCCCGAGGCCGCAGCCAUGGUCGAAGUCAUCGUGAGGACAGCUAUGAUGACAGUCGACAUGAAAGAAAUGAAAAACGAAGGGAUCAUGAUGAAAAACGUCAUCAUGAGCAUUCUUCUGUGGCCCCUUCAGCUACUGUUGUUGUGAAGGGUCUGUCCCAGAAGACCACCGAAGAGGAUUUAUACCAAAUUCUUGCUGAAUGGGGACCACUUCGUCAUGUGCGUGUAAUUAAAGAACGCAAUUCAGGCAUUUCUCGUGGAUUUGCUUUUAUUGAUUUCCCUUCUGUGGGAGAUGCACGCAAGAUGAUGGAUGGAAUUGGAGAUGAUGGUCUUGUUGUGGAUGGAAGGAAGCUUUUCUUUGAGUACAGUAGCAAGCCAACUGGUGGGGCAGGUGGGCCUUAUGGUCAAGAUGGUGCAGCAAGAUCAAGUUAUGGGAAUCAUAGAAGUGCUGCACCACCAUCUGAUUGGAUGUGCACGAUGUGUGGCUGUGUGAAUUUUGCACGGCGAACGUCCUGUUUUCAGUGUAACGAGGCACGAGCUGAUGAUGCUCCAGCAGCUGAUGUGGGAUCAUCUAACCCAGCAACAUUGGGAAAAAAGGGACCAGAGGCUGGUCCUACUCAUGUGCUUGUUGUCCGUGGGCUGGAUGAAAAUGCUGACGAGGAAAUGCUUCGAUAUGAGUUUUCAAAACAUGCUCCAAUCAAGGACCUUCGACUUGUUAGAGACAAAUUUACCCAUGUCUCUAGGGGCUUUGCAUUUGUCCAUUUUCACUCGGUAGAGGAUGCUACCAAAGCUCUAGAAGCUGCAAAUGGUAUGACCUUGGAGAAGAAUGGUCAAGUUUUACGUGUUGCAUAUGCUAAAAGCAUCCAUGGUCCAGGGUCAGGAACAUCUGGGGCUUCAAGCAGCCUUGCUGCUGCUGCAAUUGAGGCUGCAACAUUUGCUCAACAGUAUGAUGCUGUUGGAUGGGCACCAAAAGAGUAUAAUCCAGAUGAUAAACAAUCUGGAUCUGGGCAGGAGAAAAGUGGUGUUGAUAAUGCUGUUCAUAAAGAUGGCUCAGCCCCUCAAUCUGGGUUUGUAUGGGAUGAAGCAUCUGGCUAUUACUAUGAUGCUGCUUCUGGAUUUUACUAUGAUGGAAAUACAGGCCUAUAUUAUGAUGGUAACAAUGGAACAUGGUAUUCUUAUGAUCAUCAAACUCAGCAGUACGUUCCCUGUGGUGAUCAGAAUGAUAACAAGACAGCAGACAAGGCAACAAGUGAAGCUUCAAAAACAUCAGAUAGCACCAGUAAAGGAAAAGUAGUUAUAUCUGCUCCUGCUGCUACCAUAAAAUCAAGUGAGAAAGCCUCACUACCAGAUGCUGUCCAGGCUGCUGCUGCUGCAGCGCUAGCUGCAGAGAAGAAAGAGAAGGAGAAGAUGAAAGAGAUAAGGCUUGCAUCAAAGAGCAGUAUUCUGGCAAGCAAGAAGAAGAUGACUAAUGUCUUAACCAUGUGGAAACAAAGAAAUCAUGAGGGUCAGGCGGCUCGUGUUGUUCUUGAUGAUAGUCAGCCAUUGGCUUCAACAGAUGACAGGUCCAGUGCUGCAGGAGUGUCUGGAAAGGGUAAAUUCAGAACGGAUUCUGUUUCGGUAAAGGAAAAUGUGACAACAGCCUCUGCUGCUGCUGCUCGUGGAAAUAGUAAUGCCUCAACUACACCUAUUUUGGGGCAGACUGUUGUGGAAUCUCAGAUUAAGCCACAACCUGUAAGUAACAGCUUAGGAGGCACCCUAAUGGGUGUAAUUAGAGGUUCCGGAAGAGGAAUAGUAAAGUCAGAUACAAUAUAUUCUGGGUCUUCUACUGGGGCUUCAACAUUAACGGCUGUUUCAAGCAGUGGAGAGGCAUUAUCAGCAGCAAAUUCAGAUGGACCAAUGACUGUGACUCCCUUUAGAACGGAUGCAUCUGCACUGGGUUCUUAUGUUUCACCUGUGGCUGCGGGCAGUGGUAAAAGGAGGUUUUCUGAGAUGCCACAACAGCCAGUUUCUUCUCAUAGGGAACAACCUCAUACAACAUAUAGGGACCGUGCAGCUGAAAGGAGGAACCUUUAUGGAUCUUCAUCAUCCUCUAUUGGAGAUGAUAUCUCAGACCUUGGACUUGGAGAUUCAAAUCGGGAUUUGGCAUAUAGAAAAGGUUCAGAUGUUGGUACAAUGCCAUUUCCCCCUGGUGUUGGAGGACGUGGUGCUAGUGAUGUUAAUGUUCAGAGCUAUGAAGUGAUCACAGCUGAUAGAGCCAUUGAUGAGAGCAAUGUGGGUAACCGAAUGCUCCGUAGCAUGGGUUGGCAAGAAGGCUUGGGACUAGGAAAGGAUGGCAGUGGCAUAAUUGAACCAGUCCAAGCACAAGCUGUUGAAGAUAGAGCAGGACUUGGGAGUAGGCAGCAGAAGAAGCUGGACCCGAGCCUAGAGGUGCAGGCAGGUGACAGUUACCGAAUCCUCGUGCAGAAGAAGGCUAUUGCGAGAUUCAGUGAAAUGUCAUAGUUAAAGAGUAAAUAUUUAGGUGCUUGAUGAUCGGUAAUGCAGCUGCUCUGCUGCCACUUCUGUCUGAAAGAACAUGCUUAUUCUUGCUCAAGGUUAUUCUAUUUUCUUUAGGACCUUAUAGCCUUAACCCUCCCCCCUUCUUUUCCCGAGGAUGCACUUUCCAUCUAGCAUUGUAAAUUCAAGUUAAUUAAAGCUUUUUUUGCAAUUUUGCUUAUUGCUGCUCAGAGAUCAAGCUCUUUUAACUUUUUGGUCUUGUUAUGUGAUUAUUUUUAGGGUAAAGUAUGAAAUCCUCCCUGGGUUUUCUGAUUAUCA
This is a messenger RNA of Nelumbo nucifera (sacred lotus), 4035 nucleotides long. The record is from RefSeq and is a predicted model, not a curated record. Lineage: Eukaryota; Viridiplantae; Streptophyta; Magnoliopsida; Proteales; Nelumbonaceae.